GUUUUUAUAUUCUUUUUCAGUAAACAAAAAAUCUAUUCCUCUGUUUCAUCUGUAAAAGGAUAAAAUAUUCAAGAAUGGAUCAAACGUCCGCAAAAACGGAUAACAAACCAAACAAGACACAAAUAAUGGAAAAAGUAAUAAAUACAAUGAAGGAACAUCCUUUAAUCUGGAACGUUGGUAUUUUAGACUACCACAGACCUCUAAGGAAUGAAUACCUGCGUAAAUUUGGAAAACAAAUUGGCAUUACAGAGAAUAAAAUGGCCCACCUCAUUUCCUAUGUGAAGAAACGAUACUCCCGAGAAGCAGCUAGAGAAAAACGAGCCAAAAUGGGAAUACUAAGUCGAGAGGUCAUUCCACGGUCUUCCUGGAGAUGGUACAAACAUUGUGAAUUUCUCCAAAGUAGACAAUCCAAGACGCCAAAGUAUCUCCAACCAGCUAAAGAUUCAGACUGCCUCAAGAACACAACUAAUGAUAUGGAGGAAGAUGUAGAACUACCCAGUCCACUCAGUCCUAGGUCAUCAGGUGAUGAGGCAAAUGAACCAGAAUCAAUGCAGGCUGAAGAGAUUGAUUAUGUGGAAGAUGAAAAUCAAUCUGAGACAAUUUCUGAAUCAAUCCAAUAUCAAAUGGACACAAAGAGUGAUGACUUUGAGGAAGCGGAAAAUUCUUCAAGUAUCCAAAAUAUUGAUGAAUCAACAGAGCACGAGGAUACUCCUGAGAGUAAGGAAAGCUGUGAACAAGAUGACGAUGGAACAGUGAUCUAUGAGGAUAGUAGAAAGUUUCUAAUCAGCGGAAUAUGCUCCACAAUCACACAUCAUUUGUCCAAUGCAGAUUACACGGAUGAUGACAUUGUGGAUUUCCACGGAGAUCUACUUAUGUACUUGUACAAAACAAUCCAUAAAACGUAACAAGGAAAUCGAACAA
Messenger RNA from Lutzomyia longipalpis, 921 nucleotides. RefSeq lists its product as uncharacterized. Bases 75 to 905 code for a protein of 276 amino acids. The transcript has 3 exons. The record is from RefSeq and is a predicted model, not a curated record. Lineage: Eukaryota; Metazoa; Arthropoda; Insecta; Diptera; Psychodidae.